AUGGAAAUCUCUACUCUCGCCACAUACCAUUGCCUUGCUUUCGUCUGGUACUUUUUUGUAGCCUAUUCCAUCGUAUACAUCAGAACAGAAGAGCGGCCAUCUGAAGUGUUCCUUUACGGUGGGCAGUGGAAAUAUCUGACAGUCCUCAAUCUGAUUUUGCAGGCCGUCUUCUAUGGGGUAUCCUUCCUGGCUGAUAUGUUGAGACUAAUUAAGAAACUGCGAUGUGCUAAGUGCAUAAUUUCCAGCAGAGACCUUCUUUUCAGUGUCCUGGCUUUCCCAGUGUCCACAUUUGUGUGUAUAUCCUUUUGGACACUGUAUUCCUACAAUCGAGAGCUGGUUUAUCCCAGAAGCCUUGAUAGAGUGAUCCCAUUCUGGUUAAACCACGCUAUGCACACAGCUGUAUUGCCAUUUGCUCUCCUGGAAAUCCUUGCCUUGCCACACCGUUACCCAGCAAAGAGGAAGGGAUUGAUUCUAUUGGGAUUUGUCGCUUUUCUGUAUAUCAGUUGGGUCCUGUGGAUUUAUUCUGUAACAGGAGAGUGGGUAUAUCCUCUCUUUGCUUUGUUCAGCCCACCUGGACUAGCAGCCUUUUUUGCCGGUAGCCUUGCUGUCAUCGUCUCUUUCUACAAUUUUGGAGAGUUCCUCAACCGUAUGAUAUGGGGAGAUUCAAUAGUAAUACUGGACCACAAAUGGAGAAGCAAGUGAAUCCUUCUCUUGAAGCCAAACGAUCUCUCCAUGAAUGCUGAAGCCAUGAAGUAGAGGAAAAUAAAUGCAGCUGUGAUAAAUCCUUUCUCCAAUGCAUUGCAGCUUCUGGUGAAGCCAUUAUGACAUCAGACAUAUGGAAAACUGGUGGAAAAAAUGAAAUGUUUGCCUCUUACAUGAUAACUCUGAAACUGCUAUGAAUAAGAAAAUUGUGUUCAUCUGUUUACACAGAUUUCUCAUCUCUUGCACAAUGUACGUGAGGAUGUGUCCAUGGUUAAAACUCGUCACUGGUAAAUGCACUCCCUCAUGAGCUUGGCACCACUCUGUGAAAGACCUGUGAAAGCAAGCCAACUCUUGUUUGGAUUGCCCUUCAUCAAGUCUGGAAAAAAUUAAGAGGAGAGAUAAUUUUAACAGUGCUGUGACUUCCAAGCUAGCUAGAUAACAAAUUGGGCUAACAAGGACUGUAAUUAGAAAUGUCUGCUCAGAAAGUUCACCAUGAAGCCAAGUUCUUCUAACAAGAAACUUUCUGUAAUAUUAAUAUGCUUAAUAUCUCCCCUUCAUUUUAACAGGAAAUCUGAGGGCAACACUUUCUUCAUUUUUCUUGGUUUCAGUU
Molecule: messenger RNA, 1312 nt
Organism: Lepidothrix coronata (blue-crowned manakin)
Lineage: Eukaryota; Metazoa; Chordata; Aves; Passeriformes; Pipridae
Gene: ADTRP
Product: androgen dependent TFPI regulating protein
Exons: 6
Coding region: 1-702 (233 amino acids)
Cellular component (GO): membrane; endomembrane system
Source: RefSeq, a predicted model, not a curated record